Messenger RNA from Drosophila ananassae, 720 nucleotides. RefSeq names its product thioredoxin, mitochondrial. Gene Ontology annotation, biological process: cell redox homeostasis. The record is from RefSeq and is a predicted model, not a curated record. Gene Ontology annotation, cellular component: mitochondrion. Gene Ontology annotation, molecular function: protein-disulfide reductase activity. The transcript has 2 exons. Lineage: Eukaryota; Metazoa; Arthropoda; Insecta; Diptera; Drosophilidae. Bases 227 to 643 code for a protein of 138 amino acids.
AUUUCCUUUUAAACCCUAAUGGUUUAAACAUCGGGGAAGCUCCCCAGUCUAAUUCAAAGAUUCGAGCUGAACGUACUUUUUGGAGCUAAAAUUUUGUGAAAAAUUUUAGUAACCAAGUCCAAUUUUCGUGAAAAUUCAUUUUAAAAUUCUGUGUUCUAGUCUGUCAAAAUUUAUCUAUUUAUUUUAUUGGAUAUUCUAAAUUGCAUUUCCCACUGUGAAUAAAGUUAUGUCGGCUUAUCGUAACCGCCUGUUGAGCUUGAUGAAGGCCCACCGUAGACUGACCUCUGCGGGUUCCAGCCGCCGCCAGCCUAUUUUCGAUGUAGAGACCAGGAAGGAUUUUGAGAGGCGCGUUAUAAACAGCGAUCGUCCUGUGGUGGUAGACUUUCAUGCCAGCUGGUGCUGCCCGUGCAAGGCACUGGCGCCUCGGCUGGAGAACAUUGUUAGUGAGCAGGGUGGCAAAGUGCGACUGGCUCGCGUGGACAUCGAUGAGCACGGAGAACUAGCCAUGGACUACAACGUGGGCUCCGUGCCGUCUCUGGUGGUCAUCAACAAGGGCAAGGUCGUCAACAGGAUGGUUGGUCUACAGACAAGCGAGUAUAUCCGCGACUGGUUGAAGAAAGUAAUGUCACAUGACGAGAAUUAAUUCGAGAGGAUAUGUCAUUCGAAUGUGGGGAUUCGUACAAUGUAGGCUCGAAUAAAGUUUGAUUUAAGCAAUGUAAA